AUGGCACCGAUCAUAAAUCCCCAGGAGAGCCUCCAGUCCUACCGCCGUCGUCUGGAUGGCGUGGCUAUCUCAACGUACAUCCUAAUCAUGCUACUCGUCCCCCUUAAGGUCUACUGCCGGAAGCGACACGGGGGAUGGCGUAAUGUUCAGAUGGACGACUAUAUGUCUAUGGUAGCACUGGCCGUGGCUAACGGUUUCUUCUACGUGUGCAUCAUUGGUAUGCGAGAGUCAUUAGGACUACACAUGUAUGAAAUCACCAACCCGCUACAAGCCAUCGCCUUCCUUCGGAACAUCUACAUCGGCCAAAUCCUUUAUACGUUGAGCAUCACAACUAUCAAGCUUUCCGUUUUAGCAUUCUACUGGCGGCUGUUUGAGAUCAAAUCCCGGAAGUUCAUAUAUGUUGUUACUGCAGCGUCAAUCGCAUGGUGUAUCGCUAUUCUAGGCUGCGUAAUCUUCAACUGCUACCCCAUACAGGCCGCCUGGGACAUCACUAUCACAAACGGGAAAUGCAUUCAGACCCGCGACAUUUACCUCGGCGGUUCGGUGCCCAAUGUGUUCCUCGACUUCAUCAUCGUCGGCAUGCCUCUUCCGCACGUCUGGCGCCUGCACGCACCGAUUGCUCAACGCAUCGUUCUAGCGGGCAUGUUCGCCCUUGGCACCUUCAUCGCCAUCGUCUCGCUCGUACGGUUGAUCAUAUUCCUGCAGAUCCCCAUCUCGGGUCAAGUCGACCCCACCUACAACUUCCGCGAGAUCAUCGUAUGGUCUAUUGUUGAAGUCAACGUCGGUCUCACAUGUGCUUGUUUGCCUAGUCUGAAACCCGCUUUCAGAUGGAUCGGCCUUGAUAGACUCUUUUCUUUUGCUUCUUCCCGCCCCUCGGAUAUGCAGUCGCCUGGACCGAGCUCGCAUGGAGCUAUAGACGACUUUGGGUCAAACCUGAAGAACUCUGGGAGGCCGAGGAAGAAGGGCGCUACUGGAGGCUUGUUCUCGACACUGGCGGGCAUUAGUCGAGUUGAGGAUGAGGAGGAGUUCAAGUUUGUUGAUGACGAUAGGCAGGGGAAGCAUAACGUUGAGAUUGAGAUGGGCAGGAGGGCAAGCGAUGACAGUGCACAGAGGACUGCGACAGGAGGAAUUAGUGUGCAAAAGAACUGGAGUGUGCUUGUCGAUGAGAGAAGGGCAGAUCGAGAUCGGUAG
This is a messenger RNA of Alternaria burnsii, 1191 nucleotides long. RefSeq lists its product as uncharacterized. Lineage: Eukaryota; Fungi; Ascomycota; Dothideomycetes; Pleosporales; Pleosporaceae. Bases 1 to 1191 code for a protein of 396 amino acids. The record is from RefSeq and is a predicted model, not a curated record. The transcript is spliced from 4 exons.